GCCGGUCGCGCAUGCUCAGUGGCGUUUCCGCACAUUCGAUUUAUCUUGAGUAAUAUUUGAAACGUGGAAAAGGGGAGUUAUAACCCUUCUUUACAAGGCUGUUUCACCCUGAAAUAAUCUCUAUCAGGGGUGAACCCUGGCACUAGUUCAUCAUGCCGGCACCUUUGAAGUUAAGGGAUCUCAUCCGCACCAUCAGAGCAGCAAGAACAGCAGCUGAUGAGAGAGCAGUCAUCUCCAAGGAAUGUGCUUCUAUCAGAGACGCAUUCCGUGAGGAAGACAAUGACUUUCGCUGCCGCAGUGUUGCCAAAUUAUUGUAUAUUCACAUGUUAGGCUACCCUGCUCAUUUUGGCCAGCUUGAGUGUCUGAAGUUGAUAGCAUCACCCAAGUUUACUGACAAACGAAUAGGGUAUCUUGGUGCUAUGUUGCUCUUGGAUGAGAGACAGGAUGUUCAUUUACUUGUAACAAACUCCAUGAAAAAUGAUAUGAACCAUACCAACCAGUUUGUUGUCGGACUGGCACUCUGCGCACUUGGAACCAUUUGUUCGCAAGAAAUGAGCAGGGAUUUGGCGGGUGAAAUUGAAAAACUUAUUAAGUCUACUAAUUCAUAUAUUCGUAAAAAGGCAACAUUGUGUGCUACUCGGAUCAUUAGGAAAGUUCCAGAAUUGAUUGAGAUCUUUGUUCCUUCCACAAGAUCAUUGUUACAUGAAAGAAAUCAUGGUGUUCUUCUUACUGGUAUAACUCUUGUGACUUCCAUGUGUAACCUGAAUACAGAAACUCUAUCACACUUUAAAAGGCACGUAUCCACRCUAGUGAAAGUUUUGAAGAAUUUGAUCAUGUCUGGCUAUUCCCCUGAACACGACGUAUCUGGCAUUAGUGAUCCUUUUCUUCAGGUUCAAAUUAUCAGACUACUUAGAAUACUUGGUAAAGAUGAUGAAGAAGCCAGUGAACACRUGAAUGACGUCUUGGCACAGGUUGCCACCAAUACAGAAACAAGCAAAAAUGUAGGAAAUGCUAUUCUUUAUGAAACAGUGUUAACAAUCAUGGAUAUCAAGUCUGAAAGUGGUCUUAGGGUUCUAGCAAUUAACAUUCUUGGAAGAUUCCUCUUAAAUAAUGACAAGAAUAUACGAUAUGUAGCCCUUAAUACUUUGCUGAAGACAGUAACUGCUGACUAUAAUGCCGUCCAGAGACACCGCAGUACUAUCCUGGAUUGUCUAAAGGACCCAGAUAUUUCAAUUAGGCGGAGGGCCAUAGAACUGUCAUUUGCUCUUGUUAAUACAAGCAAUAUCCGUGGUAUGAUGAAAGAACUACUUGCAUUCCUGAACAAAACAGAUGUAGAAUUUAAAUCUUAUGUGGCGUCUAAUAUACUUCUGGUGGCAGAUAAACAUUCCCCUAACAAGCGAUGGCACAUUGAUACCAUGAUGAAAGUACUUACUACAUCUGGUAACUACGUAAUGGAUGAAACAGUACCAAGUCUGAUACACAUGGUGUGUGCCUCCAGUGAACUACAGGCCUACAGUGUACAAAGAUUGUUCAAGGCUAUGCAACAUGACAUCAGUCAGCAAUCUCUGGUACAGAUAGGCUCAUGGUGUUGUGGGGAGUUUGGAGAAAAGCUGUUAAUAGACAUUGAAGAAGAUGAACCUCAAGGGAUAACAGAGCGAGAUGUGAUAGAUGUUUUGGAAAGCAUUCUAUAUAGUUCCCAUUCAACAGCUGUCACCAGAGACUAUGCUUUAAAUGCUGUCAUGAAACUAAGUACACGCUUCACACAAGAAAUAGAUCGUAUCCAAGCUGUGGUCAAGAAUUUUGGCUGCAACAUGGAUGUAGAGUUACAACAGCGUGGGGUUGAAUAUGGUGCUUUGUUUGACAAGUACAACAAUAUGAGGCCUGGGCUUCUGGAGAGAAUGCCGCUUGCAAAGAUAAGCAAGAUGAAUGGUGAUCUUACUAAUGGUGAAGUGGAACCAGACACACCACCAGAAUUAAAACAAGUAGAAAUUGAACAAAAACCUCCACAGCAGAAACAAGACUCUGAUGCUCUUCUUGAUCUUCUUGGUGGAGGYGAAACUAUAAAUACAGCUCCGCCUGAACCAUUAGCUGUUCCAAAACCAGCAUCGUCUGGUGGGGAUCUUCUGGAUCUGCUUGGGGGACUUGACAUGGGACCUACCACUGCCCCAGUUGGUUUAAACCCAAUGGCUCCCUUAGCUUCCAUGAACCAAGCACCAAAUCUGCUCUCUGGUGGUGGGUUGUUAUCACCUGGUAACACUAGCCAACCAGCAAUGCAAGUGAACAAUGAAAUGCCUGUACAAUCAUCAGGAAUCCCCCCAUUAACAGCAUACGAAAAAGGUGGACUCAAAAUAGACUUCAGUUUUGAGAGAGACCCUAAUAACCCAUGUCUAUCUACCAUUUCUGUCAAUGCCGUCAACUCACUCUCAGUACCCAUGACAGACUUUAUUUUCCAGGCUGCUGUACCCAAGACAUUUCAGCUCCAGAUGCAAAGUCCAUCAGGAAAUAUGAUCCCACCAAACAACACUGGAUCAGUUACACAAAAGAUACAAGUCAAUAACCCACAACAGCAACCGCUAAGAAUGCGUAUCAAGAUAUCAUACAAGUUAAAUGGAGCACCCAUCUCUGAACAAGGAGAAAUCAACAAAUUCCCGCCAGGGAUUUGAUGGCUUGUCCCUGAACAAAACCAAGGGCCAAAGCCAGUUUUUGUACCAAUCAGAGCCCUACUGUAUAUGUAUAGAAAUGUAUUUUUAAGAUUGGUCGAUUAGUAAUUUCCACAAUUACCAGUAAUUGAUUUUUAA
Actinia tenebrosa (Australian red waratah sea anemone) is the source of this 2798-nucleotide messenger RNA. Its product is annotated as AP-1 complex subunit gamma-1. Gene Ontology annotation, biological process: intracellular protein transport; vesicle-mediated transport. The record is from RefSeq and is a predicted model, not a curated record. Gene Ontology annotation, cellular component: membrane coat; Golgi apparatus; AP-1 adaptor complex. Lineage: Eukaryota; Metazoa; Cnidaria; Anthozoa; Actiniaria; Actiniidae.